AUGUCGAAAACGGGUCUAAAUUACUUCGAGGAACGGCGGAGGCUUGCACCCGUCACAUUGGAUUCUAAUAUACUUGCGAGAACCUUUCGAUGUGAAGAAUGUACGAGAAUUAAUAAUGAUAUCUUUAAAAAGGUGGCGGAACUCAAAAGAUCUGGGCUUAUUAUUUAUUUGCACAAGGAAGAAAGAGAAAUGUCAACAAGCAGGACGUCUAAUUGCAAGAAAUAUGAUACGUUCAUAUUACACAACACCAGUGAUAGCGAUUUGACGAGGCCUAGUUAUAUCGGUGAACUUUGUAAAUAUAAAACGAAAUGUUUCCAUUGCAAGUCUUUAAUACAAAGAGUUCAUGGAUUAUUAGAUAAAAUAAAAGCUAUAAGAAAAAAUGAGGCAAUAGGUGUUUGUGAUUACUGUAAACAGUCAAAUACAUUGUCCAAAUGCAAAAGAUGUGAGUAUGUAGUCAAUAAGUUUCUUAAUAAUAAAGUUAAACAAUAUGAAGAAAAACAAGAAAGACUCAAGACAUGGUUUUACAAUGUGAAAUUGUUUUUGCAAUCGAUUCUAGAAGGUAAAAUAAUCUGUAGACAUACAAUAUAUCAAGGUUCGGGAGAGGAAUUAAAAAAACUUUUGCAAGAGCUAAAAUUACUAAUGUCUAUGCGUGAACUAAACAUAGGUGUUUUUCCGAUGACGGACAAUUUUAUAACUGAUCAAAGUUUAUCAGAAAAUAAAGAUUUGAUUAAAGAUUUAUUGAUCAAGCUGAAUUCUGAGGAUAUAGUAAAGCGUUAUGAUUCAAAUGAUCAUCUUUAUACAUCUUUAUCAAAUAUUGAAAGUAACUGUGCUUGCAAAUAUCUCCAACGAGAAAUUUUGAAGGAAGAAGUUUCAGUAACUUAUUUAAAAAAUAUAGAUCACGACAAAAAAUAUUCUUCGCUGGAAUCUGUUUUUACAAAAAAGAAGUCACAAGAAGAGGGAAACAUAGAUGUUAAAACCGAGAAAAAGAUAAUUACUAAACAAUCCGUGACUAGUAAGGAGAAUGAUAUAAAUUAUACCAAGAAAAAAGUUGUUAAGAAAUUGCCAGACUAUGAUCACUUAAAAAUAAAAAAAGCGAAUGAAAAGAUGCUAAAGGAAAAAUCAAAUGAAGGUGAAAUAGAAAAAAAGAUUAAUGAAAAAUUAUCAGUUAAGGAAAAAAUAGAUUAUAAUAAGGUACAGAAAAAAAGUAAUGCGAAAUUGAUAAUGAAACGAAAAUCAGAUGUCGGCAAGGUAGAGAAAAAAGGUAACAAAAAGUUGUCAAUAAAAGAAAAAUCUAAACUUUCUAUAGAUCUUAUACAAAAAAUCAUAAGAGAAAGGCAGCAAAUGGAAAAGAUGAAAGAAAAAGAUAAAAUAAUAGAAGAAAAAGGAAAGCCUACAGAGGCAGUAAAAUCGCCAGUAAAUGAAGAGUUCUUGAACUUUAAACAUAAUAGAGAAGAAAUUGGAGAUACAUCUGAAAGUGUAAUAGAAUGUCGAGAUGGAGAUCCUGAUUUACAACUAAAAGAAAUGAUCAAGGGUACGGAAAUUGUCCCUCUUGAUCACAUUUAUAAAAAAUGUAUUCGAAGCAAAAAGCCACUUUUAUAUAAACUGGGAACAACGUUACUUACUUCUGAUAUCGAACGUGUCAUGUCUAGUUCUACUAUCGAAGAUACUAUAAAAAUACCAAAAAUUAAAUCUGGCGAUGAUAAUAGAUUGGGUAAAGGCGUUAUAAGAUAUAUGUUAUCCAACCGCGAGUUCAUUGAUAAAGGUUGGACUAAAUUACCAACUACGAAAAUUAUGAGAAGGAUGAAUAUUUACAAAAUGAUACCUGCCAAUCCCAAAUAUGAUUGGUUUGAGCGACAUAAGAAUAUGAAAAUUAUGUACUAUGACACUGGUGAGAAAUUGGCUGAAAUCAAUAGCGAUGGAUGCGGUAAAUUAUUUUAUAAAAAUGGCAAAGUAGCGUUGGAUUAUUAUAAUAGUGAAGAACAAAACGCUGGUAAUAGAUAUGUAAUUUUUAGUUCAGGGGAAAAAGAUGGGAAUGGCAUUUUUAGGCCUACAACUGUACUUGGUAUCUUUGACUAUAUAGGUAAUGGAGUUGUUUAUGAUGUUACAGGUAACGAAAGAUUGAAAUAUAAUCAAUCUGAAGGUAUAAUCAUAGACCGGACAAUUGGCCCUUCAAGUCACUGGAAAUGGCACGAUUUAAAUGAACCACCAGUCUUACAGUCAGUAGUUUUGGAUGACUACGUAAAAAGUCAGGAAUCUUACUUCGAAGAGCUUACAACGAACCAAAAAGGUAAUAAAUACGAAACGAGCAGCAAGCAUUCUAAAGAUUCAAAUAUAGAAAUGGUUAAUAUUGAACUAGAAAAUUUUGUAAAGGAGAAAGCUUACAAAUUAUUACAGAAAUUCCAGCCAUUUCAGAUAAAGAUGAAAGCUUUGAAGUUGAAUAGGCAAUUUUCCUUAAGAAUACUUGAUCAAGCAAAUAUUUACCUGUUAUUUAGAGAAGGAAAAAUUUCUUUGAAACUUAAUAUAGGGCUUCGCCUAAUAAGUAAUGAAAUCGUAGAUACUGAGACCGCUGAGGUGUCUCAAGUGGCGACCCGAUACGAUUGUCUCCCUCCAAAAAGCCACAGUGUGGCUGAGAUUCAGAAAUAUAUAAGAAGAGCUAGAAUGAUUAGUAAAGUUAAAAUCGGACCUGAUCUUCUACUAUCCAAAACUUUAAAUUAAUUUCAAUUAAUUCUUUUAUUUGGCCAAUGAUUAUUUUUAUUUAUUUUUUUAUCUAAAUAAUUAUUUUAAGUACCACUAAAGAGUUAUGUUAUCAUAUUCAUAUUUUUCUUUUGUUUCUUAGUUUCAAGUAGCUUAUUUCAGUUAAUAUAUAUACUAUAGGAAAUAAAUGCAAAUUUUUAACAUUUAUCUAUUUUAUUUAAACUCGUCAGAAAUUUAUCAUUUAAAACACUUUUACUAACUCAUCAUAAAAUAAAUAUAUACUCGAGUUUUAAAGCGAAGAGGAUACGCCUGUAUCCUGUGUUACUUGAACA
Galleria mellonella (greater wax moth) is the source of this 3026-nucleotide messenger RNA. RefSeq lists its product as uncharacterized. The transcript is spliced from 8 exons. NCBI's taxonomy places the organism in Eukaryota, Metazoa, Arthropoda, Insecta, Lepidoptera, Pyralidae. The record is from RefSeq and is a predicted model, not a curated record. Bases 1 to 2715 code for a protein of 904 amino acids.